Molecule: messenger RNA, 717 nt
Organism: Aphanomyces invadans
Lineage: Eukaryota; Oomycota; Saprolegniomycetes; Saprolegniales; Verrucalvaceae
Exons: 1
Coding region: 163-618 (151 amino acids)
Source: RefSeq, a predicted model, not a curated record
CGCGAUUUUGUAGGGAGAUUUGUAUAGCUUUUUAGAAAACUCAGAUUUUCUCGACGUCGACGGGCCUAUGGUCGAAAUCCUGCGAUUUGAUUGGCCCGUUUGUCGAUUACAUGGAAUUUCCGCCGAUCUCACGCGAAUGCCAUUCGACAAACCAGGGCGACGAUGGCACGCGACCAUGGGCUGAGUUCUUCCGCGCCGCCGACGACGUCCCCAUUGCGGCGGCGCAUGCACGACACGAACAAUCCGUUCUACCACAAGUCGCCGGAUGAGACCCGUCGCCGCGAAAUCAACUUGGACAUGCUGAAGAAACUCGCGCAAGACACGACAGCCACAUUUUCCGACGACGAAAGCGACGGCGUCACGAGCGAUGAUGACGACGAAGACGACGACGAAGAUAUCGAUACAUUGGACACGGUGCUCGUACCAACAAUCCACAUCCGCAUUCCAGAUCCUUGUAAAGCGCCACCUCCACCUGCAUUGUUGGCGAUCCAGACACCCCCCGACAAAUCUGCGAGCCCCGACGUCGAUGCAACUUGGACACUCGUCGACAAGAGCCCGACCUUCGAGGAUGUCCGGUCGGGCAAGGCACAACUCGGCGACGAAUCGUGGAGUCCAUAGCGCGUAUCCACUCGAAUAUUUAGGAUAUCCAAUUGCCGCCACGGUGGAAUAAGUCGCCACCUCCGCCCGCUAAAUAUAGCUUGUUUAUCCUUUGGUGCA